GCAUCACAGGCUGUCAGACAAACAUUGUUGAGGAAAGAAUAGACGAAGUUCAUUGUGCGAGUUUUUGUAUUGCGUGCCAGUGAAAAAUAUUAAAGUUUGAUUGCUACCUUCACUUCAAAAUGGAACAAAUUCAGUAUGAAUUUGCUACAGCAGAUAGUGUUUGAAUUUGGUUAUCAACAUCAAUCGUUGAAAGUCUUCGAAACCUGAACAAAGUAAACAUAUUAGUCAUCCAGUCUAGAAGAAGUGUUUUGGGUUUGCCUCGGGUGAAUCGACACUAGAGAGAGAUUGAAGUGAAGAGAGGGAGAGAGGGGUUCUCGUGUUUCACCUUUUGCGUGGAAGGUGUCAUCAGCUGAAGAACCGAACCAAAAUAGCGAAGAACCUUGCACUAAAAAUCACCAACAAUGGAAAAUGAAAGCACAGAGGAAAUUUAUCUCCAGCAUGGAGUGACGUUAAAGAAAGCAAGUGCCACUUAUUUAUCGGCUCUAAACACUGAAGGAGUUCUAUGCUUUGGACGCUUCCAAAAAACUUCACUGUAUUAUUUUGAAUGGAAACAGACGGAGACUUGCGAGGUUUUAGACACAGAAUGCCAAGACAGCGGUUGGUCACUAGUUGAUACGAUCGAAUCCACAUCUUCGAUUCCACUUCCUCUGGAAAAUGGUAAUACUUCUGACAUCGCAAAAUCGGACAUCAAUUCUCCGGAAGAGAAUCAUGCACAGAAAAACACCAAAAUAUCCAUUCAGGUCCUGUUUCGUGACCUCAAGGGAAUCGAAUUCGGCAGAAACGAGCUGCGUUUGUACAACCAAGACUUUACCGUUCACAGUUUGUAUUUGUUCCACCAUGGAUCGCCGCACUCGUUUGUGGAUUUCCUCGAACGCAAGCGUUUUAUUCGAAAAAGCACCCGGCGAAAGCAGUUCUACCAUUGCCUCCAGGAGGAACCGGACAAUGACAAGCUGCAGCGGUCCUUUUCCGAACUAAACAUCGAAGAUAUCAGGAGUCGACCACGGACCAGUACGUACAUGGAUAUUAUGUCCAAGCUAGCCACGGUGCACUUACUACCUGCCGUAAGGCAAACGGAGCCGUCGUCGGAGAGCCGAUCGCGAUUGACCAGUCCGUUGAAGGAAACGGUGGAUGACGGCGGUAUGCAGAACGGGGAAAAGCCAGAAAUCAAUGGUAUUGAGACAAAGUCGCCGAAAAGGAAACUGGUGCCAAGGCCUCCCGCCCAGCGAGGUUGUCCACUGAGUAGUGAGAAGUGGGCCGAGUUUCGAGCUCUCAAUGGGGCGAUUCUAGAACCGGAACGGGUGAAGGAUAUUAUUUUUCGAGGGGGCAUCGACGAAAGCAUCCGUGCGGAGCUGUGGAAGUAUCUGCUCGGGCUAGAUCUCUGGGAGCACAGCGCGAAUCAGCGGGACGAGCGGCGUGCCGCCAAAACGCAGGAAUACUUCCAGAUGAAGUUGCAGUGGCUGACGUUCACGCCGACGCAGGAGCACAACUUCAACGGCUAUCGAGAACGAAAGUGCCAGAUCGAGAAAGACGUCAAGCGUACGGACAGAACGUACGAAUUCUUCGCCGGCGACGAUAAUCCAAAUCUUACCAAGCUACAGGACAUCUUGAUGACCUAUGUGAUGUAUAACUUCGACCUCGGAUACGUGCAGGGGAUGAGUGAUCUGUUGGCGCCUAUUUUGAGCCUCGUUCAGAACGAAGCGGAAAGCUUCUGGUGCUUUGUGGGUUUCAUGCAGCGGGUGUUCAACAACUUCGACAUCGACCAAAAGGGAAUGAAGCAACAGUUGGAACAUUUGCGAACAUUGCUUGCCUUCGUGAACGAAGAACUUUAUAACUAUUUAAAGGAAAAUCAAUCAGAGAAUAUGUACUUUUGUUUCCGAUGGUUGUUGGUGUGGUUCAAGCGGGAGUUCAACAACAAGGAUAUUAUGCAACUGUGGGAGGUUCUUUGGACAGGCUUGCCUUGUCCGAACUUUCAUCUUUUCAUCUGCGUGGCAAUCCUAGAUCAGGAAAUGGACGUCUUCAUAAACGGCCAGUUCACGUUCACCGAAAUCCUGAAGCACGUAAACGAACUGUCCGGAAAUUUAAACUUGCUGGCCGUCCUAGAGCAGGCGGAAAGCAUUUAUAUGCAGGUAAAAAAAACGCUGGAUACAUCCAAAGAAGCGCAGCUCGAACUGCGAAAACUGAUUGGCGAAGAAGUUAGUCCGGACGGGACCGGCAGUGACGAAGACGACGACAGCUGUAUGUCAAUUGUGAACGAAAAGUCCACCGAAGAGCAAGAAUUGAUGCAACGAAAGGUUGAUGAAGCGUGUGACCUAUCGAUGAGUUAUGCGUUUUUCUAAUCGAAUAGACUAGAACGCGCAAGUCGUCGGACGAAGUAAAAAACGACAGUCGAGCUUUUAUGUAGCGAUUUUUUUUAUAAACAACCCUUUCAUUGUUAAUCCCAGUUGCAGAAGGCAGAAAAUAAAAAUAUGCUCACGAAUACUUUGGGCAGAUGGGA
Messenger RNA from Wyeomyia smithii (pitcher-plant mosquito), 2494 nucleotides. It is a transcript of the gene Tbc1d15-17, whose product is annotated as TBC1 domain family member 15. Gene Ontology annotation, biological process: activation of GTPase activity. NCBI's taxonomy places the organism in Eukaryota, Metazoa, Arthropoda, Insecta, Diptera, Culicidae. The record is from RefSeq and is a predicted model, not a curated record. Gene Ontology annotation, molecular function: GTPase activator activity. The transcript is spliced from 3 exons. The coding region runs from base 402 to 2336 and encodes 644 amino acids.